UACAAUCGUAGAACGACAUAUACAUUGACAAACUAGUCUAACACAACAUUUAGUUCGUAUAGAACAAAUCUGUCGUCUUUACAGUGGUUUGACAAGAAUCAUUCGAUACCAAAACUAAUUUCGAAACUGACAACUUCAUCAUUGCAAUUAGCAAACAUAACGAAAAUCAAAGCAAGACACCAUUCGGAAGAAAAUGUCAAAAAUCGAAGAAGGAAAUGCUCAUAUACGACAAGCUGAGAAAAGCUUAAAAACAUCACUAUUAAAAUGGAGACCUGAUUUCGAAGUUGCGGCCGAUGAAUAUACAAGUGCAGCAACUUGCUUUAGAAUAGCAAAAUCUUAUCAACAAUGUAAAGAUUGCUUAAUGAAAGCUGCUGAUUGUUAUAAAGAAAACAGAUCAUGGUUUCAUGCUGCAAAGAGUAUUGAACAGGCUGUAUUAAUUUGUAAGGAGAUGGGAAAUCUUGCAGAAGUACCAAAACUAGCACAUAGUGCUUGUUCUCUGUAUCAAAUGCAUGGGUCACCUGAAUCAGGUGCAACUGUGCUUGAUAAAGCAGGCAAAAUGAUAGAAGCUAGUCAACCACAAGAUGCACUAGAAUUGUUUAAACGUGCAGCUAACAUUGUUAUGGGUGAAGAUAGUCCACGUCAGGCAGCAGAAUAUAUGAGCAAAGUAGCAAGAUUAUUAGUAAAAUUACAAAUGUAUGAUGAAGCAGCAGAUGCAAUUCGCAGAGAAAUUGGAAUGCAUCAACAGACAGAUCAUACACCUUCUAUUGGUAGAUUGACCGUAGCAUUAGUGUUAGUGCAGUUAGCUCGAGGUGAUCAAGUAGCAGCUGAGAAAGCUUUCAAAGAAUGGGGAAAUUAUUGUGAAGCUCCUGAGAUUAAUACAUUAGAGAUGUUAUUACAAGCAUAUGAUAAUGAAGAUGCAGAAGCUGCAAGAGCAGCAUUAAAUAAUCCUUUCAUUAAACACAUGGAUGUUGAGUAUGCUAAACUUGCUAGAGGUUUACCUUUGCCACAGCAAGAAUAUGCAAUACCACCUCCAGGAGUAAGAGCAAAUGCAGCAGAAUCAUAUACAUCUCCUAAUGCUACAAAAUUAAUGGAGGAAACUACAAGUCAAGUUCAAAACAUGAGUAUUAAAGAACCUGAAGAUACUACUGAAACAUCGCCCACAGAUACUGUUGAGAAAGAAGAGGCACAAGCAGCAUCUUCGAAAAAUGCAGAAAACGAAGAAGAAGACUAUGAAGGCGGACUAUGUUGAUUGCAUAUUAUUAUUAACUAUUUAUAUCUUGAAGUUUAAACUGACUUUAUUUUGUAAAAGGUACUAUUGUAUAUUGUGUUAACUCAGAUAUAUAUAUAUAUAUUUAAUGCCUAUAAAAACAGGCAUACACGUACAUAUAUACAUACAUAUAUGUAUAUACAUAAACCUUAAAUCUUAUUAAAUUAUUUACUGCACAGUUAUAUUUGGUAAAAAAAUUUCCAAGAAUAUUCUUAAACACAAUUCCAGAAAUGUAAUUCUGCUUGGAAUUUUAAUUAUUUAAAACAACAUACAAUAACAGCUGCAUACAAUAUUUUAAAUAUAGUUCCUUAUACAUACUAUAAAAAAUUCUAUAAGAACACUAAGUAUGUAAUAUAUAUAUGCAUUUAUGUUUAGUAGAAUGAUAUUAACGAAUAUAACCUUUAAAAAAUAUCCACUGAUAUUGAUAUCUGCUUUGUAAACAUUAUAUUUUUUAGCAUUCAGUGAAAUAUGGUAGCAAGUUUCAUGUCAGUAAAAGUAAAACAAAUAUAUUUUAAUAAUCUAAUUUUAUGCUUACAAAGUGUAAAAAUAUAUAUAAAUAAAUUAAAUUGUUAUUGAA
This is a messenger RNA of Frieseomelitta varia, 1844 nucleotides long. RefSeq names its product gamma-soluble NSF attachment protein-like. Gene Ontology annotation, biological process: intracellular protein transport. The transcript is spliced from 8 exons. Gene Ontology annotation, cellular component: SNARE complex; vacuolar membrane. Lineage: Eukaryota; Metazoa; Arthropoda; Insecta; Hymenoptera; Apidae. The record is from RefSeq and is a predicted model, not a curated record. The coding region runs from base 194 to 1249 and encodes 351 amino acids. Gene Ontology annotation, molecular function: soluble NSF attachment protein activity; syntaxin binding.